This is a messenger RNA of Trametes versicolor FP-101664 SS1, 378 nucleotides long. RefSeq lists its product as uncharacterized. The record is from RefSeq and is a predicted model, not a curated record. The transcript has 4 exons. Bases 1 to 378 code for a protein of 125 amino acids. Lineage: Eukaryota; Fungi; Basidiomycota; Agaricomycetes; Polyporales; Polyporaceae.
AUGCGGACAGAGCAGGCAGAUCUGGAGCGGCAGCUGUGGAAGGAGCGGCGCGAGAUCCAGCGCGGACACGAAGAGAAGGUCAACACCGCACGCACCAAAGCUAGCAUCAUCGGGGCUGGACUGACGCCAUAUGAAGCCGAUGCGUUGACAGACUCUUUUCGCGCCGAGCUGCAGCGGUUCGACCGCGAGCGUGUCCUGCCAGCAUGGGACGGCCUGCUGGUGAAGCAGCAGGCCGCGCUCGAGGCGCUCGGUGUCCCGGCCAUGUUCCCCACCGCGCAGGCGGCAGACAGAGAGCGCCAACAGGAAAUCAUGCAGGUGCUGGGUCGUAUCGUAAGCACAGAGAGCACCCGCGGCUCGACAGGUGACGGACGCGGGUAG